Molecule: messenger RNA, 6544 nt
Organism: Centruroides sculpturatus (bark scorpion)
Lineage: Eukaryota; Metazoa; Arthropoda; Arachnida; Scorpiones; Buthidae
Product: receptor-type tyrosine-protein phosphatase kappa-like
Exons: 45
Coding region: 93-6131 (2012 amino acids)
Biological process (GO): protein dephosphorylation
Molecular function (GO): protein binding; protein tyrosine phosphatase activity
Source: RefSeq, a predicted model, not a curated record
AUUUAUGUUUUAUAAUGUCAUAAAUAUGAUUGAAGAAGGAUAUCGCUAAUGAUUUUACCUUAUUUUAUUCAUAAUUUAUUCCAUAAUUGAAGAUGGUUCGUAUACGGUUUAUACAUUAUAUUAUUAUCGCGAUGUUCUUCGACCUUUCAAAAUCUGAAAUGAUUAUUCGAGACAUCCAUUGUUUCAAAAAAUUCAGAGAUUAUGAUUGUACGGAAGGAUGCAGAGGAUUUUGUCCAAAUAACUGCUUACACAAAAGUGGAGAAGUAUAUGGAACUGUUUUCUAUCACAAAAAUUCUUACAUCUGCAAAUCAGCAAUACACGAUCUUCGCAUUUCAACGUGGAAUUAUUCUUCUGCUCAACAAAUCAGAUUCAAAGAAGUAAACGGAAAUAGAGUAGAAUUUAAACCAACAUUCAGACAAAGGAUUCAAAGCAAAAUAAAUCCACCUUCCACCAAAUAUUUCGUUUUUACUAAUCCCCGAAUAUCAGAAAAAGUACAUGAUGUCAUAAGUCUUCAUCAUAAUUAUCUGAAUAAUGGAAACGAAGAACACGAACAAGAGUGCCGAAUUUUAGCCACUGAUAAUCAAUCGAUAUAUUUUACCAAUGGGAAUAACAGGAAAGCAACAUUUUUAGGCACAGAAUUAAGUAAAAAUCCAUCAUAUAAAAAAUAUUCCAACAUCUGGAACAACGUAAAUACAAGGACUGGAUUCUGGUGUCGAACACAAUUUAGUUCAUUCUCUGAUAUCUUCUCUAUAGCAAUAAAUAAAAAUGUUAAUUUUAUUAGCAAGAGAUUUACAGUUACAGUAAGUAAAGGAGAUUAUGUCGAUGUUUCUCAAUUGUUAAAUUUAAAAAGUAUUGACAUUGGCGACAAACUGAAAAUAAAUGGAGUGAAAGUUGCAGGAAACUAUUACAAGGCGGCCAUACCAAUUAGUAUUUCCGAUGCAGGAUUGUUUAGUUUAAUUGAGAAUAAUCAAACUUUAGCGGCUACCAGAUUAAUAGUGAGAGUAUGCGAAAUUGGAAAAUAUGGUCCUCUAUGUGAAUAUAAUUGCUCGAAUUGUUUUAAUGGCGGAGUGUGCCACGACAUUACCGGUGAAUGCAUCUGUCCUCCGGGAUUUAACGGAACAUAUUGCGAAAAUGCCUGUCCAGCACAUUAUUUUGGAAAACAUUGUAACCAGCAAUGUUACGAUAAAUUUGGAAAUGUGAUAGACUGUUCUGAAAUCCUUUUUUGUCUGCCCGACCCAUAUGGAUGUUCCUGUUUAAGUGGAUACCUUCUCCCAUUUUGCAAUGAAAUCUGUGAGAAUGGACGGUAUGGAGUGAAUUGCCUACAAAAUUGUCCUCAGAACUGUUAUACAACUUGCAACCCUUUUAAUGGAACAUGUAUUGGUGGAUGUAAACAAGGAUGGCGUGGCGAUAUGUGCCAAAUAAGUUAUCCCGUGUUAAAAUCAAACGUAACAAUUACAAAUAUAACAUCGGAUAGCGUUGUUGUACAUUUUCAUAAAUGGAAUAAGGAUACGGACGAAGGUGAAGGAACACCUUCCCUUUACUUUAUUGAGUUUCAGAAUACAAAGAGCUCUGUCUUUAAUCGCACUUCUGUGAGUCACACAGAAAACCCUUCAUAUUCCAUAAAAAUAGAAAAUCUUCAUGCCAAUACGAAAUACAUUUUCCAAAUUUAUAUUCAAGAUGUAACAGGACAUGUGCAAUAUGGCGGUAUUCCUCGAGUUAGAGUGACGACUUUAUGUACUACUCCACCACCUCCAAUUGAUAUUAUCCUUAGGAAUGAAGGACCUAGGAGGAUUUCUGUAAGAUGGAACAAUCCUUUUCGAAAAGUAGGACAAUGCGAUGGAUCUACGGUUUUCAUCAAUUAUCUAAAUUUUAAUACCAGUGAGAAUCUUAAUACUGCAGUUCAGGAAUAUUCUAAUCCUUUUGUAUUUAAUACUAAACCUUACACGAUGUGGCAUAUUAAAAUAAGAUAUUUAGAUGUAAAUGGAAUAUACAGUAACUGGUCGAAAACGGAAAUGAUCUUAUCCGAACAAGAUGCGCCAAGCCAAGUAAGAAAUCUUCGUUACGAAAUUCAAAACUCUUCUCUAAAUCAAUAUUUUUUAUUAACGUGGGAGAAGCCCGAAGAAGAAAACGGGAUUAUCGUCAAUUAUUAUAUAGAAUAUGUUCAAAUUGGAUGGCGUCAUGAUUGUCACGCAACCUUUGAAAAGAAUCGUGCAUUUAACGUCAGUUCAACCACUUACAAUACAAGUAUUUCCGUUCGACAUUCGGCGAUUUAUCGCAUCAAAGUUUCUGCUUUCACCGUGAGAAAGGGACCCGAUUUGAGUAUCGAAGGACAAAGUCUCCAAGACGUUCCAUACAGCGUUCUAAAGGAUCUGAAAGUCAUUUCAUGGAGAAAAGCACUAAAAUUAUCGUGGUCUCCUCCAGAUUGUUCCCUUUCCAACGGAAAUAUAAACUCUUACAAAUUAAUAAUUACGAGUAAAGAUCCUUGGGAUUCAAGAAACGACACGAAAAUUGUGAGAGUGACAACGUUCUCUUUUCAAGAUCUGAUUCCUUUUACAAGUUACAGUAUAAGAAUAUUUGCAAGAAACAAUAUCGGUUUUUCUUACAAGUCUGUUAAUAUAACCUCGAAGACAUUGAAUGAAAAACCGCCAGCUCCGUAUGAUUUACGAGUAAUUCGAAAAACAAAUCGAGAACUUUCACUUAAAUGGAAAUCACCUUAUCCACCCCACGGAAUACUUGAAGGGUACGAAAUCAGUUAUAAAUGCAAUGAAAAUAAAUGCGAACACCGUCAAUUAAGAACGAUCUGGCUUUCUGUUGAUAAGGUUUCGUGUGAUCAUUCGAAUUAUCAUUGUUAUACAAUAAAUAAUCUGGAAGCAAAGAAGGAAUAUAUUAUAUAUAUUAAAGCUAAAAAUAAAGACGUUAAAGAUUUAGGGGAUUCGAGUAGAAUUAUAGAUGAAACAAAAGAAUCAGUUCCGGAUCCACCCGAAAAAGCUAAUUUGGAAAAUUCCACCGAAUAUUCAUUUAAAAUAUCUUGGGAUUCGCCCAAGAGAGAAAACGGANCUCUUUUAGGCGCACGCCCCAAGCUUUUAUUUUUGGUGAUUAACGAAGUUUUUGUUUAUUUAGAACCGCCAGCUCCGUAUGAUUUACGAGUAAUUCGAAAAACAAAUCGAGAACUUUCACUUAAAUGGAAAUCACCUUAUCCACCCCACGGAAUACUUGAAGGGUACGAAAUCAGUUAUAAAUGCAAUGAAAAUAAAUGCGAACACCGUCAAUUAAGAACGAUCUGGCUUUCUGUUGAUAAGGUUUCGUGUGAUCAUUCGAAUUAUCAUUGUUAUACAAUAAAUAAUCUGGAAGCAAAGAAGGAAUAUAUUAUAUAUAUUAAAGCUAAAAAUAAAGACGUUAAAGAUUUAGGGGAUUCGAGUAGAAUUAUAGAUGAAACAAAAGAAUCAGUUCCGGAUCCACCCGAAAAAGCUAAUUUGGAAAAUUCCACCGAAUAUUCAUUUAAAAUAUCUUGGGAUUCGCCCAAGAGAGAAAACGGAAUAUUAAAAACUUACAGAAUUAACAUAACCGCAGUAAAAUCAUUUAACGAAACCGUCUCUGGAACCAGUCAAUUCAAUAUUGUUAAUGCGACUCAAAGACAAUAUGCAUUUGAGGAUUUGUAUCCUGCCACUUUAUACAACGUCUCUAUAGAAGCAAGUACAUCGGCGGGAUAUGGAAGUCCUUUAAACGUGCAGUUUACAACAAAUCAUUCAGUACCGAUUAUAGAAGUGGAGCCAGCGGUAUUAGAAGUAACAGAUUCUACCAUUGGUUUAUUAAUAAAACCAAUUAAAUUCGACAAGGGACCUAUUAGUGAAUAUCACGUGAUUGUAGAACGAAAAGGCAGACUAAAGAAAAGAGAAAUUAAAAUAGAAGAAAAAGAAUUAAUUAACUAUAAUACUUCUGUGAAUACGAGUGUAAAUUACUAUUCGACUGCAAGAUUCUAUCCUCGUCAAUUCGAUUCUGAAGGCAUAAACUUUACCGUUGGAGAUGGGAAAACGUAUAACGAUUUUUACAAUGCACCGUUAAUUACAGGAGAAAAUUAUCAAUUAGGAAUGGCUGUUUUAAGUAAUUAUAAUGGGAAAAUACUUAUUGGAUAUAAAUAUUUAUCCGAUGUUAUAAAAGUGAGUAAAAGAACAGAUAAAAGUUCUUUAAUAGGUGUAUUAUUCGGAAUUCUUGCGUGUUUAAUAAUAAUUAUUGCCUUAAUAGGAUACAGAAAGCGUAAUUUAUUAGGAAAAAUCAAAAAAGAAAAUGGUUUUAAUGUGAAAUUUUUAAAUAAAAAAAAUGAUGACGAUUUAAUUGUAUCAUCCACAAAUCCAAUCUUGGAAGAAUGCUCAGAAAAUAAAAUAAAAGAAAAACAAAUAGAUGGAUCUACCGAAAUUUCAAUUGAAAAUUUGGAAAAUUACAUUAUAGAUUCCACAGAAACAGGAAAAUUGAAAAGGCAGUUCAUGGCUGUUAAAAAAGGACAAUGCAAAUCGUGGGACAUGUCUAAACUACCAGUAAAUAAACCAAAGAAUCGAUAUGGAAAUCUUCUUGCAUAUGACGAGACUCGUGUAGUUUUACAAAUAUGCCUAAAUGAUCCAUAUUCGGACUACAUUAAUGCAAAUUAUGUUGAUGGAUAUGAAAGACAAAAAAGAUAUAUAGCAACUCAAGGACCGAAGCAGACGACAAUUCAUGAUUUUUGGAGAAUGGUCUGUCAAGAGAAUGUUUGUAAAAUAGUCAUGGUCACUAAUCUGGUGGAAAACGGAAAGACAAAAUGUGAAAAAUAUUGGCCCGAAACUGAAGAAAAUUACGGAAACAUUAACGUAUCGUUAAAAGAUAAGGAAAUUUGUUUAGAUUAUGUCGUUAGAACGUUUCUUAUUACCCAAGGAGAAAGAACGUGGAUGUUGAAACAUUUUCAUUACGUAACGUGGCCCGAUCACGAUGUACCCAGAUUUACAAAUUCGGUCGUUUCAUUUUUACAAAAUGUCAGAAAUUUUAAGCCAAAGAGCAAUUCUCCUAUUGUUGUGCAUUGUAGUGCAGGAGUUGGAAGAACUGGAACUUUAAUUCUGUUAGACAGCAUGUUAGAUAUGGCAAAUUCAGAAAAUAAAGUAGAUCUUGUUUCUCAUCUCACCGGUAUGCGGCAACAGCGAAUAAACAUCGUGGAAACUUACGAGCAAUAUCGUUUCGUGUAUCGAGCAUUAGCCGAUUGUCUAUGCGAAUUUAAAACAUCGAUUCUAUGCUCUGAUUAUAACAAAGAAAUCGACAGAUUAAAGAAAGUUAAUGCCUCGACAGGAAAAACAGGUUUUCACAUACAAUACGAAAGAUUAGAGAAACUUCGUCCAAAAAUAAAACCAGCCGACUGUCGUUCAGGAUACGAAUCUGACAAUCAAUUAAAAAACAGGAAUGUAAAUGUUGUACCACCUGAAAGAGCUCGCGUGAUUCUCCGAGGUUGUGAUUCCGAAUCAAAUUAUAUCAACGCUGUGUACAUUGAUGGUUAUAAACAAAAAGAUUCUUUUAUUGUAACUCAAGUUCCAUUACCAAAUACAGUUUCGGAUUUUUGGAGAAUGAUGCUAUUUUCUGAAUCCAACACUCUUAUUCUUCUAAACGAAUUAGAUGAGGUAUGUCCAUCUUACUGGCCAAAUCUUAACGACACUAUCAACUAUGAAAACACAGAAGUUUCAAAUAUUUCGGCAGAAAUGUACGAUUGUAUUAUAAUAAGAACAUUUCGGUUGAAAGAUUUAACUCGAAAGGGAGCUGCUACUAAAACUAUUAAACAAUUUCACUUAAAUAACUGGCCUUCUAAUAGCUAUAUUCCGUAUAGCGAUGAAAAUAUUUUACAUCUUAUUGAUAGAGUAGAGAAAUGGCAACAACAAACUGGCAAACUAACAUCAGUAGUGCAAUGCCUAGACGGUGUUCGUGCUUGUGGGAUUUAUUGCACUUCCGUAUUUGUUCUGGAUAAAAUAAAGGCAGAACAAGAAGUCGACGUAUUCCUAGCUGUAAGAUGUAUUCGUGGAAAUAGGCCACAACUUAUAGAAAAUCUCGAACAAUUUGUGUUGUGUUACAGAGUUGCAACUACUUAUCUGGAUUCAUUCCAAAUAUAUGCCAAUUUCCAAUAAUGAACGAUGUUUUAGUAAUAUAUUUUGAUAUUAGAUAUGCUUAAAAAUGUUAUUUUAAAGUAAAAUUAUUUUUAUAAAUGUGGAGGGUUCAGUUCUAAAGUGAACCAAGUCCACAUAAAAUGACUUCAAGAAUGAAAUCAUAAUACACUAAUGGAUACUAUGCAUAUAAAAUGUAUAGUUAAUGCAAUAAUAUAUUGCAUUAAAAUCUUUCCAAACAUAAUAUAAUUUUUAUGCAUUUUAAGUUUUUUGUAAUGUUGGUAAUAAAAUAAAUUUUAAUUUGUACUUGGUUCAUUUUAGAACUGAACUCUCCAGAUGUUAUUCUGUUCAGAAUUUGCACACUAUAGAAUAUAAUGUAUCAAUACAUAUUAAAUCCAAGAAACAAACUUAACUUUGAAAUUAUUGCAUUUAUGUUA